ACGGCGCCGCCGGCCGUGUAACGCGUAGGGCCGGGGCCUGCCCGGGCGGGGGCCUCUGCGCCCAUCUGCCCGUCUGUCCGUUAGUCAGUCAGUCAGUCCGUCCGUCCGUCCACCUUUCCGUGGCCGGGCUCGGUGCAUGUAAGCUUCGUCUCAACAGGCACUGCUGUCUUUACCUCGGCACUGGGAAAGCUGCCAGUGCUCCUCAGUUUUAGAUUACAAUGGAUAUUACAAGGGGGAGCUUGGAUAAAAUUUCAAGGCCUGCAUCUAGCUCAAGAGCUUACGCUAAUUGUAGAUCUUUAAGUGCAUCUAUGGAGUUAUUAACACCAGAGCCAUGUUUGCCAAAGGUUGAUUCACCUGUCAGUCUGGGUGGUAGUCAUCAAAGAAAUUUAGAAGACUGCUCUCCAGAAAAAAACAAAGGGGAUGGCAGAAGGCAAUCUGAUACUAAGGAAGUAAGAACAGAUCAGCAAACCUCAGUGGAGAGUGUGUCCUUCUUUUUUCAGAAGCGUGUGCUGAAUCCCAAUGAGUCAGGAUGUGUCUCUAAUUCAGAUUCUGGAGAUGAUAGCGCUGAAACACAGACUUCAAAAUUCUGUGAACCUUCCCAAGAAAAAAUAACAAACUCUUCCAAGUUAGAAGAUUCUGAAGAGACAGAAGGAGAUCCUCAGAUUCAAGCAGCCAUAAGGAAAAUGAAAAAGCUUGAUGCAAUACUGGCAAAAAAACGUUUUAAGGAAAGCACAAUUAAAAAACAUGGCAAAGAAAUGAGAACAAAGCUCUGGGAAGAACUUCAGUCUGACAAUACCACUGGAAGCCAUGAAGAGAUAGAAAACACAAAACUUUUCUUAACUUUGAUCUCAUCGUGGCAGGAUACAGCUGAUCCCUUCCAUGUUAAAGAAGAUGAAAUAUGUACUUCGGUAUUUCACACACAAAUUAAUCCAGAAGAUUAUGACUGCCAUAAAAUCCAACAUAAUAAAGAUUAUCCAAGUGAAAUAGAAACAAAUGAAUUUCAUCAAGCAGAAAAAGCACAGAAUAAAAGUAAAAACAAUCAGGAUUUCAUUAAAAAGAAUGUUGAGCUAGCAAAGGAUUCAGGAAAACAGAUAGCUAUGCUUGAAGGAGAAAGGAAAAGGUUAAGCGAACUAUUGAAAGAUACAGAAGAUGGAAGUGAAUUGCAAGAUCUAGAGGAUGAUGAAUCUGUCUGGCUAGCACCAGGAGAAGGGUACACACCUGAACCGAUGGAAUUUCACCACCUAAAUGAGAUAGACAUUAAGCUUCAAAUACUACUAUCUGAUGGGGAUUUUUCUGCAAUUUCGAGCUCUUACUCCAAAUCUCCAAGCCAGAUUUAUCAGGAGUCUCUAGUUUAUGCAAACAGAAGCCUAGAAGCAGUUCCAGGUGAGAAGGUUCUGCGAGACAAUAAGGAACAUCGUGAUCAACAAAACCGUCUGAAAGAGAUAGAUCAUCAACUGAAAUCCCUACAGAGAAAUUUUACUGAAGAGAAAACGGGCCUCUCUGAAGAGCAGCUUAAGACCCUUCUGGAAGAAUGUAUGCAGCCUCAGAGAACAAUAAGCAACGUUACCAUGCCAAAGUCUCAGGAAUCUCUUUCUUGUGGAUUAAGUCCCCCUUGUUACACAAGUCAAGACUCCACUCUUCACUCUACAUCUACUCUUUCCAAAAUGUUAGUUGAAGACCAUAUUGUAGGGACAUUAACAGCUCAGGAAAAGGCUGGACUUGAAGACAAAAGCUUGUGUGUUAAUGCAGAGAGUGAAAUCCCUGGCUACUAUAUGAGCAAAGCAUUGGCUGAUAGUCACUUAUCAAAGGAUUCACUGGCCCAAACAGAGGAACCUGAUGACCUAGAAGGUUUACAGAAGAUGAGAGAUAAGAGUAUUAAAGAAGGUUACUUUAUGUCAAGAGCACUCAACACAAAAAGGUUGAAGAAACCCUCUUUCUUGGGUGAACCAUUAUACUGCAUCAGCGUGAACAAUGAGCCAUCCACAGAGGCUGACAUUCUCAGCAUACCACUGCAAACCAAAGGAGGUGAGACCCUUAACAACCCUUCAGAAUAGGCUUUUGAUUAUGAUGAAAAAAACAAGCAGGUUCUCACCAGAGGUAUGCACCAAUACACACUGACUAUUAUGGUAGGGCAAGGAUGUACUUUUAUAAAACAUAAAAAACUAUGCCAAAAAUAAUAGACAGAAAGUAACAAUGUUUAUCAGCAUUUUUCUCCUGACAUAAUUAGCUGUAAGACUAGAACUCCUAUGAAAUAUAAUAAUGAUGGUGAUUAAUUCUGUCAACUGGGAAACAGUGUUGACUACAUAUAUGGAUUAUCUUUCUGGUAGUAGAAAGUCAUGUUCACUGUUCUAUGGAGAGCAAUUAUUCUCCCUGUUUUUAAUAAGGUAAAUUCUGUAGCAUAGAAACAAGCAAGACUUGGCUAUAUUAAAAAUAAUAAAUUCUGUGGAGAGAAUUCAAUCUUCUGCACAGAAAAUAUCAAUAUGAGUAAAUACUGUGUAAUUUCUAUAAACUACUUUUAAUUCAGUAAAGAAAGAAUAAGACUUGCACUAGGAAGAAAAAAUAAAUUGACCCUGUCUGUUGUUAUAAGAAGAUUUUGGAUACAUCUCUACUUUUAUUUCCUUUGCUUAAAUGCAUUUAUAUACUGAUAUUGUAAUCUAAAUCUACAUUUAGAUUUUAGCCUAAGACCAUUUAUCUUUCUGGAAAACAAACUGUUCAAAUAAGCCAGAUUUAAGGCAGGUACAUCACAUCUAUAUCUUUCAUUUCUUCCAUAAAAAUUAUGAUAGUAUGAAGUUGUUUCUGAUUAAAGUGCUACAGUUUAAUUGUAUUUUAAAUUAAUAAAUUUUGUUAGGUUUGUUAGGAUACAUCCUUGUUAUAGUGGUAACCUCUUCUAAAAUUUGGGAAAAAUUUCUUCGUAUUCAUUGGUAAUUUAGAAGAACAUCUUAAUGCCUCUUAUCUAUGUUAUCAUUGCUUAAUUAUGAUCACAAAUGUUUCUUUAACUGUUUGUACUUAACCUUUCUACAGUGAAGGGAAUGAUAAUACCUUUUUUUUUUUUUUGAGUGAGUCCACCUUUCAGGAAGCAAGGAGACUUGUUAUUACUGUUUUUACACUGCCAGACGAACUUAGUUUCCUGACUCACCUGCUAUAUUUCUCCAUUAUUUGCCCAUAAUGAGAUUUAGGCCAUAACUACAACAGAAAGAAAGUAGAAUUACAGUACUUACAGAAAAGCAGUUUUGGGGGAUAGGUCACUUUUCAGCUAACUUCACAUGCUAGCCUUGCUCCUCAUGCAGAUGCAAGUGUCCAGAGGAGAGGCAGGUGGUGGUGGUGGAGAACACCACAGAGAGCCACCUGUGCCAAGGACAGCUUGAUUUGAUGCAGGAUUAAAGUGGCUACAUACUACAUCAUCGGUCUUCCUUCUUGAGGAAUCAACAGUGAGAAAAACUUGAGCUUAACCUGCUGUUUUAACAUGAAUUAAAGUUCUCCUUCAUUUAGUCUGAAUAGAUGUAGUACAGUCAGAGCUUCCUCUACUGUCUCCCUUCAUUAGUGUAUUUUAAGAAGGGGUAUGUUAAUUCAAGCAAAAUGCCAUGCACUUUAGCCACUGUGUAGUGAAGUGAGCAGGUCACCACUUAAGCCUGUUGCUAUAGACGUAGUCAAUAUGAAGUAAUUUUACUGUAGAAGAGAGAAAGGAGAUUUCAGCAAAACACACUGCUAUUAAGUAAUUUUCUGUAUGGAACAUCUCAUGGUGAAAUUUUAAGUCUUUAAAGUGACUUUACGUUUUAUGUUUACCACAUAAAAAUUUAAACAUAUUUGAGUCAUAAUCAUACCUUGUACCAGAGCACUGCAAUGUGCUAUUUUGAUCAUCUCUUUCUGUAGUGACUGGGUAAUGUUCAACCAUAUAGGCCUCAAAUCUGUAUGGCCAAUACACACCCUGAUUUUAUAGUCAUUUUUCUUACCUAAUAUUUUUUUUGAAAAAAAAAGUGUUCAGAAUUUUCCGAAUUUUCCAAAUCUUUUCAUUUUUACUGAAGACUUAAAAACAAAACUAAGGGAAAUUCUUGAUAGAUUUUGUUACCUCAACGUGUUUUGAGUCAUUGUGUCAGUCUGAUUUUUAAAAAUGGUAAUCUUUGGGCAGAACAAAAGUAAGCACAAAAUAAAACCCACUCCACGGCUUUGUAAUUGUUAUUACUGCCAAAUAUUUUGCAGUUAUCCAUAAGUUUAAAUUAUAUUCAGAUUUAUUAUAUUCAGCUAAUAUUCACUUUAACCCUAAAAACAUAUUUCCAAAAUUAACAUUGAAAUAGACAGCAGUGCAUUCUUAUUAUUUUUCUUACUUUUUUUAAGAAAAUGUGCAGCAUAAAAACAAACAAACAAAAAAACCCUGAUGCCUUUCCACAGAAUUAAUUUGUUUCCAGUAAAGGUGACUCAGCUCUGUCUUAAACAAUUACUCCUGGCCAUAAGAGAGAAGUUGUGACGUUUAUCAAAUUUGUAAAGUUGCCUAAUGUAUUUUAUAAGUAAAUCUGUUAUUAGUUCAGACAGGAUUACAUCUACUGAUUGUGUUGAUGAAUGGAGAUCCCAGUGGAGUCCAGUUUAAGGCAAAGACAUCUGCAGAUGAAAUUAUGAGAACUGUCAGGUUUAUUUGUGCUUUUAAGAGAGAUUUACAUAGUUGAGCUUUGUUGUGAUCUUAGUUCUAAAGGACGUUUAAAAAUAUAAGCAUAAUCUUCUGUAAAUAGUUUGGUUAUCUGGCAUGCUAUGCCUGGUUUAAACUCUGUGUAAAGCUGUGUAAGCAAACAAAAUUGUGUAAAACUGGUUUAGCACAAUUUCAGUUUCACCAUCCCUAUAAUAGUGUAGUCAGUGAUACAGAUUUACUGUAAUAUAUUAAAGUAUGUAUAUUUAAGGAAGACAUAAUUAUUAAUGUUGUUUUAUAUAUAUACAUUUAUGUAUAUAUAUGUAUGUUUGCAUAUGUCCAAAGGAAACUCGUAUGUGCCUUCAGAAAUUAGUAAUUCCUGUUUCUUGGAACAGACAGUAAUUUGCAUCAGGGUCAUACACAUGUGAAUACAGGUGAUGUUUGCUGGGAUAAACAGAAGCCAGACUUACCUACAUACAGAUAUGAAAAAGUUGUUAUUCCUCUUUUGUAUGAGCCGAUCAGUAAUUGUUUCCAGCUCUUUUUUUGUUUGUUUGUUUUUGGCUAUAUGAAGUUUUAAGUAGAUGUUGUAUCACAAGCUUGUUGCUUCUUCCUCUUAUGAAUAAUGUUGUGCUUUCAGCAGUUCAGCAUAUGAUUCUUUCUUUUUUACAGAUGAUACGAAGACCGGAAAUUGAGGGGACAGUGAUCACGUGCUUCUUUACACAACUGUUUUUCUAAAAGCGUCAUUAAACUUCCAUCAGUGAUGUUAUACUGAUACAGUAUCAUUUCAGACACUCUGAAGGGAAUGAAUUGUCAUCACUGAAAACUUUUCGAUGACAUCAUGUAUUCUUAAGAGAAAAUUAUUAUCCUAUACUGUUGCAGUUUGAUUUCAAAAUAUAAACUCUUGCACUUCAUUAAAAUUCCUGAGAGUGCUCCAUCUAAUAAAUAAAUAUAUAUUUGUGUAUCUGGCCGUCUGAUAAUGUAAAGUAAAACUUGUGAAGUUCCAUUUCUACUGAUGAGACUUUUUCAGAGGAGAUUUGAAAUUUGUAUAAUAAUAGUUUCUUUUUUCCUUUACAUACAAUGUACUGUUUUUUGGAAGUGAGCUUAAACGUGACCUCAGUUCCUCCAGUGCAGUUUGCUGUACUGGCUCAGACUGCUGAGCCCUGACUUAGUGAAGGACCCAUCACCUACUCAAUUUUCUGCCCAGUGGCUGUCUGCUGGGCUGCUGCCUUGGCUGAAGGGAGAGACUUGCACAGGUCCUCUGCUGGAUCAGGGCAUCAGAACCAGCCUGCUCAGCUGCGUCUGUUUCUUGGUCCUGCAGAGUGUAACCAUAUGGCAAACAAGCAUAUCCCCAAGUGAAGAAAUGCAAUGAAGUUAGGAAAGCUCGUGGUCCCUUGUGGAGGCUUGGUGUCAAGAAAAGUGAAGGAGUUCAGAAGUUUGGCCCAGCAGUGCCUGGAAUGUGAAACCUUACAGCAAUGGCUAGCUGGGGGGACGGCAAUGCAGCUGGUUCGUGUUUGGGAUAAUAAUAAAAAUCCAUUGCAGGCUUUUGCUUGUCUACUCCUUAACUACUAUUUCUCCUGAAUUUUAUACUUACUUACUGUGAGCUGGCGGUUAGUUUCUCCUUGUAUGCACUGCAGUGUUAGGAUAAGAAGGCAUUAUUAAUGGCUCUCUUUUAAAGGUAUUUGGGGGGUGGAAGGAGGGAGAGGAGAUAUUGUAGCAUUUUCCCAUUGAUGAGAUCUCAUUUGACACAAGCUGAAAUGCAAAAUUCUCUCUGAGAUGCUGUAUUAGCCAAUUAACAGUCAGCAAGAACAGAUUUAUGAAUACAACAAACUAUGCAAUGGCUGCACUAUGGCAUACUUCAGUUAAUCUGAACGUUUAAAUUAAUGCACAUAUUACUCAAGAUUUUAAACUCAUUUGCAGUGUUGCAAAUCUGAGUGGAUGUGCACUCCUGAGGAAGUGGUGAUCAUGUGGAUAUAACAGAGUUCAGAAUCUAACCUACUUUAAUUAAAAAUGUCAUUUACAUUCUGACAACCAAGUGCUAUCUAUUAUUUUAUUGUCUAAUAUUUUUACUUGUUUUGCAGCAAUAAUAACAGGCCCAUGGAUACUGAGCAUUCUGCACAGUCCUGCUGCUCAGCAUGGAAGGAUUGUUGUAAGCAGAUUUCAUGGAGCUUUGCAAAUCUACUUAACUAAAACUAUUUAUCUUCCUUAAAAACUACAAGCCUUUGUCAAAAUUUCUUUUCUAUACCAUAAAUACAAUCAAAGCAAUACUGACAAGCUUUUUUUGAUAGUAUUUUUUGUGCCUGUAUAAUAUUCAUAAAGGGCUGUACAGGGCCAUAAUCUUACCACAAUCCAAUGUAUUUUCACAUGGAAUUCAUGCUUUAUAGAGUCCUUAAAAAUCUUGUUAAAGACCUAGGAUAGUUUUGAGGAAAACUAAGUCCUGUUUCAAGUUUAAAUGUAGAAUAUCCACAAUAUAUAAGAGAAAUAAUUCAUUCUUGCUUUUCUGGUGUAUUGUGUUGUCUUAAAUAUCUUACUGUUAUGAAAAAACUUUUCCUCAGCACCCUCAAGGAAGAACCUCAUCUCUUUAAUAUUCCUGAAGCCAUGAAUACAAAUUUUUAUUCUCAUCUGGCAUUUCAGGGAUGCUUAGCACGUAAGUUUGAAUAAAUAUUGAUUUGUAUAUUCCAACAGGAACUCUAUUAUUUCACUUCAGGUCUUGGGUAAUGCUGAGCACCCCCACCAGCUAUGGUCACUGCAGACUGCAGGGAUCUAGCACUUAAAGUGCUAUUAAAAAGGUGCUUAGGAUGGGUACCCAAACACAAAUUGUGCCAGAAAUUGCUGACAUAACAUUUACCUGUGCUUGGUUUCUAUUGCGUUACAUUAAAUAGCAAGUUCUUUGGGAAGAUUUUGUUUCUUAAUUAAUGUUACAGGUGAAAUAUCAACUAAAGUCUUUCUUUUUUUUUUUUUAGUUUAAGUAAAUCUGCAUGAAGUAAAAUUAUUUGGCAAUACGUGUUUACUGAUAAGAAGUAUAGAAUAAUGGAGAUAAAAUACAGUGACAAGGUCAUUUGCCAAAACAUCACCAAUAUCAGGGUAAAGGGAAAGUUGAGCCAGAAUUCAUUUUUUUUUUUUUUUUUUAGUGCCUCUCAGCUGUGCCCUGCAAUAACCCCUUCUCCUGUCUCCCCCCCUAAUCAGGCAGCCAGCUGCACUAGAAUGUGGUGGCUGCUUGUCUUUGGGGAGUGAUGCAGCAGUGAUGAUUAACUGAUUCAAAUGAAUUUUUAUUUGCAGCCUAACUCAGUAUUUGGAAACAGGUUUUACAAAAUAAAUAGCUUCGUUGAUCAUAAGUUGCAUUUUGUAAGAGAUUCCUAGCUUCUUUUUAGUCUUUCAUAGUUCUGUUCGUCCUGAAACACAGCAGAGCGCAGGGGACUGAUUUUUAAAGUUAUCCUUCAGACUUUUGGGCUUUGAGUUUCGUUUUGUAAUGAGGAAUAAGAAGUUUUGUGUGCGCAUAGAUAGGUUUGUAUUGUUUUGUGCUCCUUAUCUCAUUUCCCAUUACAUUUUUACAGCACAAGGUAAAUACAUCUAUUUCAAAAAUGUAAUAUUUGUGUAAGCAAAAUACCCAUGAAGAGAUUAUUUUGGCGUGCUUGUAUUGAUUUGUUGAGCAAUAUAAGACCAAACUAUUCUGCCAGUGUUGCUGAUGCUCCUCACGAAUAAACAGAUAGUGCUGGUGGUUGUGGUGGCCAGCGCUCAGCUGUUGAUACUGAUUUACUCUAGUGUGUAUGUUUCAAUUCUGCAUGGUUUGCACUUGUAAAUAACAAACUCCAAAGAGGAGGAUAAGGGUGGUUCAUCUUCAUGACUCAUACAUAUAUAAUAUGUAUUAGAAAUACAUCUAUUUGGGUAGGAUGAUUUAAAGAAUAAUGGUGUUGAUUUCAGUAUACUGUAAUGAUAGAAAAAGGUCAGCGCAGAUCUGCAGUUGUUAUGCAGAUUUAUAGCAGUUGAGGGUCUCUUCUAUUUUCAGAGAAGUGACGGACUAAAUUUCCUGAUAUAAAAAAAGAAAUUGUUGACUAUAGACAACAGUGAUAAAAGGAGUGAAGUUAUGGUUAACAUUCUUGUAUGUCCAGAAUUCCAGUUUGAUUUAAAGCAAUUCUAUCAAGGGGUGAAAAGACUUUCAGCUCAGCUCCAUCAUUUAAAGAAAAAAAGCCCCACAGGAAUUCUCGAUCAAAUGUUUUUCCCAAGGCAGACAAUGGCUACCUAUCUUGUGGAUCUCUAGAGGGUGUUCUCCAUCUCAUUUCCCAGGCAGAGCACCUGUAGAGUUGGUAACCGACUGUUCUGAGCACAGAGUAAAAACAGGCUGUGCAAAAACUACCUGCUGCAUAGAUGGGAGGAAAGGGAUGCUCUUACAGGUAUUGCUUAAACAUCUCAUCAGCUAGCAAGAAGUAGAAUAGAAGUGCUGAAAAGGGUGUGCUUUUUUUACCUCCUAAUCAGGAAAGGAUAGGUGAAAGGCUGUUAUUUUCAGCUCAAUCUCUGAAAUUUCAAGAAUUACAAGAAUUAUAAUUUCUAUUAUAUAUAUAAAAACCCAACUUUUUCUAGAAAAAAAAAUCAAGAAAAUAAUGUGAGAAUGGACUUCUUUUUGUUUCUUUUCUUAGACAGACUUUCUAACCACAACUUUAGAUAAGGUCUCCCUCUUUUGCCUUUUUUUUUUUUUUUGGUUGCAAAAUCUGUUACAGUUACAAUGCCAUGAGUGCUUUUCCACCCCAUUUACAAAUAAAGAGCCCCACCUCAGAGAAUCUUACUUUUUGAAGGGUAGACGCAGAAGGCAAGGUGGUUUGGCAGAUGCAUGGGAAGUUGUUAAGUUAGAAAAGUUUUUGAAAUCUAGGAAAAAUAAGAACUGUGAAUUUAUUUCUUUUUCAAAAUUUUAAGACAUUUAAUUAUUGAGAAAUAAUUGCUCUUUUAUUUGUAGCUAGAUUUAAAGGUCAGGAAAACUGUUUCCUUUAUAAAUAGAAUAGGAUUGCUUGAAUACUACUAAACCUAUAACCUACAGUUAUCCAAUUAUAUGUUUCAUUGAGGGAUUGGCUGGAAUCCAGGUGCAGUAUUUAGAAUAAAAGGCUCCCUGUCAUUUAAGUCUAUGUGAAAUAGUUCACUGCUUGCAAUUGAAUCUGCAGUACCUUAUCUAUUAUGCCUAAGAAAAUCCACCACCAACAAACUGGAAUGCUUGCAAGCGCCUAUUAAUUUCUAGAGUGCUAAAGUACAUGAGUAAUUUUGAUUAACAGACAUGUAUUCUGGAUUUAGAACUUUUUUCUCCUGUACUUAACAAUUUGCUGUCUUCUUGUGGAAAUACCAUUCUAUGCCAUUAUUUUCCUAUUGUUUGCUUUGUGUAUUUGGUAUGCAUAGUUUUGGUGGGAAGGGUACUGCCAGAGGCAUUCUACCCUAAUUUUACAAUAACACUCAAAUGGUCUCUCCAUGCACCUUCUGUGAGUGGAGUCAUCAAGGCAGACUGACACAGUAUCUAAGCAGCUCUCAGUUUAGCUCUUGUAUGUGUUGCUUAGGCAGGCAGUUCUUGAAUUUGGAAGCAGUUGAAAAAUUAAAGACAAAUGAUGGCUGGGCUUUGUAUAAAUGUUUCUCCGUGAUACUUAUCUAAUUUUCUGGAUUUCCUCUGGAAGGUUUUAUAUAUUUAAGACCUUUGCUUGCUGAACACUUUUCUCUAAUCAGUUCUCUUCGUCUCUUCAUAACUCUGCUUAAAUAUUCAUAGAAAUUUGUGCACCUGUUCUUUCUUUCUUGGAAGAGGUGAGGAAAAAGUGCUAGAUAUCACCUUGCGGAUGUGUUAAGAUGCUCUCUUCUAGAAUCUCAUCAAUCCUUUCCAAAAUGAAUUUAUGUUUAAAAUCAACCAAUUCCCAUAUUACAGCCUUCAUUGCAAAAUCAAAAUGUUCUUUGUCAGUUGUUUCUUUGGGCAAGUACAGGCCCACCUUACCUUGUCUGUAGAUCUGUUUCCUGAUUUAUUCACACUCUCCAAGCAACAAGUGGGUAGACUUAACCCAUGGAUUAACACAAGACAUAUGGUGUGACUUUUUUAUUUUUAGGCAUAUAUUGUUCCCAGUUCAGAUAGUACAGAUUUAUACUACAUAAAUGCAUGUAAUAAAUCAGUGUGAAAUUUUGGCUUGGGCUCAGACAAGGUCAUUGGGAUUGCCUGCCAAGAGUUGCUUCCCCCACAACAGCAUCAGCUGGGAACUGCGUACAUUGCUGCAAAUUCAUGGGUAGCAUUUCUCUCUUCUUUUGGGCAGAUGCUGCUCUUUGGUGUAUCACACCUGUUUUGUUUGUUUGUUUGUUUUGUUUUGUUUUGUUUCAUUUCCAACGCAUUAUGGAUUCUCUUUUUAAAAUUUUUGAUUAUAUUGACUUACAUCCUUAUAUGUCUGUUCAUAGAACUGAUUGGCUUUCUAAAUCCAGACUGUUUUUUAUUUCCUGCAAGUACAGUGAAGAGAUUCUCCAGGUGGGAACUUUGUUUUUUAUAGUUCUCUCACCUGGUGCACCUGGGAGGCAGAGCAUUUGAGCAUGGCAGGCCUGGGUUAGAUCAGACGGGUUACGCUGACACUGCAGUUGCACAAGAAGCUACCCGUUCUCACUUCAGAGGAGCAAAGCAGACAGUCCUGUCACUGUUGAGAGCGGAAGUUCAUCAGCCAGUCAUAUUUUGGAAGCAUCAGGUCAGUAGUUUGUUGGUUAUUUUUCUCCUUGUUAUCAGUGGGAUAGAAUAAGACGUACAAAACUGUUCUCAAUAGGUCAGUGACAAAAAUAGGGAAAAACUCGUAGACCCAGACUCUUCAUUCUCACUAUUGCAGUAAUUGUGAUAUUUUUGCUCCAGUGACUAAAGGGUCACUGCCCUGUCAGCCCUGUUACAUCCUGUGAAAUAGACAGUUGGCAGCAUGGGCUGAAUUGCUAGUUUUGCUAGAAUUUUUUUUUUUGCUAGAAUUGAAUUUGUAGUAAAGACGCUGUCUUUCCUUUGGGUUAAUAUUGGGCCAGUUCUCCCCAACUUUUUAAACACAGGGCUUUUCUAUGUUCUAUGCCUCUGCUUGAGUAACUGCAACAGCCAAAACAUUAUUGUGUGUGCGCAGACACAUUUGGCCAGCUGACGCUGCUGAGAGCAUGGAGUCGCUCAGGUUUUUCUGCUUGUCACGUCUUGUGAACAAGCCAAAGGAAAGGAGGAUGGUGGUUCUACACUAAAAUGGUGCUAGGUGGGAAGUGCUAGUUUCUUACAUGCUCUAGGAUAUGUGAAGCUGAGUUGAUGCAAUGAUGCUCAUGGGCCAGGCAUUCAGGAACUUGUGCUGCUACCAGAGCAUUAUCAGGUCUCCAUAAUUUCAUUUGCCUUCUCACGUUGCACAUCUGAGGCGUUGGAGUGCUUUCAACAGCCUUCCUGUGCUACACUGUGAAGCUAUGAAGAACUUUAGCGUGUGCAUAUCCAUGGUUUUGAAGAUGAAGAGGGAGUGCCAGCUGUAGUGUGCUAUACAAAGCACUAAAUACUCUAGGAAAGGAAAAACACCAGUAAGUAAAAGUUAAGUCUCAUUUCAGUCCCUGAGCAGCUAUAUGAGGGCAAGAUUGAAAGGAAAAAAAAUGCGUUUAAACAAAUCAAGUCUAGGUCCAUGCAGAAUUUGCCUUAGGAAACUAUGUUAAGAAUAAUUUUGUGCAUCUGCAAGACCCACUUAUGUGGAUAUCUAGCACUUGGAAUAUGGUAGCUGGCUUUGCUAAAGAGCUCAUGAGACAAACUGCUGCUGCACGUAAAGACUGAAUAGCUGCUCUUACCCCUUGUUUAAGCGCUUUGUUCCAGCAGUUGGUACAGUGCCACAUCAUAGGCAUUUUGAUUACACUAGCAGUCUCAGUCCAGAAGAGAUAUGGACAGAUAUCCAUCUGCCUCUGUAGCUAUUUAUUCUGCUACCUCUUUUCAUGUGAGAGAAAGAAAGAUGAGGUAGGCUUGGCUGGGAAUGAUUAAGAUCCCUCAGAGAUUUGUUUUCCAUUGUGGCUUUAUGAAGGGGACUGUGGCUGUGUCUACUUAGACGAGCCCACAACGCUGCCUUUAGCAACUGUCCAUGACAGUUAACUGCAAAAGAGCUAAGCCUUCAGCUGUUGAGCCUUGAGGUGUUCAAGCUAUUAUAGCUGGGGUGAAAACUCAUCUAUGUCCUGUUCAGUCAUAAUGUAAAGAUUGUAGAGAUGUCUUGCUUUGAAGGCUAACUUGACAUGAAUAAGAAAGCUAUGUAUUAUAUAUCAGUGGCCCACAAGUAUUAUGGAACAGGAGUAACACUAGAUGACAGAGUUAUAAAUAUAAAUGUCCAUGGUGGUUUAUUGUUCUUCGUACGUAAGAAGCUUUAUUGUACAACUUACACAACUUGAAAAUGGUUAAAAACGUUUACAAAAAAAGCAUGUUCUUAGAAAAUUAUGCUAGCAAAAACAUUGGGAGGGAAGCAAAAAAUCUUCAGUGUGCAAACAUUUUAUAAAAAUAGAAAUACUAACUCUACAGGUAGCAUUUCACGAUAAAUUAUUUAAAUAGCAUAUCUACACAAUUAUGUGAUUAACUGUUACAAUGGCAAUGAGAAAAAUAAUUUAUAAAAAUACAAGCAAUGGUAUACAAGAUGACAGAAAAAUAUAACAUUAGAAAUUGUAUUUGGCAUGUUUUUCCAAUGCCAUUUCCUUACUGGGAAUACACUUUUCUGCAAAAGAAAUUUUUGACUAUGUACAGCAUUAACUCUUUAGUACUACAGUAGCUUUAAAGUUUGUUAGACAUUUGAACGCUGCUUAAUCCAAAGGUUUUUCUCAGUCACACAAUAAUGAGGUAAUAUUUGUAUGUAAAACUUUCACUGUAUUCAUUUCUUUUCCUUU
Messenger RNA from Cygnus atratus (black swan), 13459 nucleotides. RefSeq names its product fibrous sheath interacting protein 1 (gene FSIP1). The transcript has 12 exons. Bases 219 to 2054 code for a protein of 611 amino acids. NCBI's taxonomy places the organism in Eukaryota, Metazoa, Chordata, Aves, Anseriformes, Anatidae. The record is from RefSeq and is a predicted model, not a curated record.